Molecule: messenger RNA, 594 nt
Organism: Fibroporia radiculosa
Lineage: Eukaryota; Fungi; Basidiomycota; Agaricomycetes; Polyporales; Fibroporiaceae
Exons: 5
Coding region: 1-594 (197 amino acids)
Cellular component (GO): intracellular anatomical structure
Source: RefSeq, a predicted model, not a curated record
AUGGCAACCACGACCCAGUCGAUGUAUACAUCAUAUGGGAUUCCAAACUCUGUGAUCAUAAAUAACCUCAAGCUUGCGAAACAUCCAGAAGGGGGCUAUUUUGCGGAGACGGACAGACAAACCGAGCAGAUUCUGUCACCAUUUGCAGGAAAUGCUCCGCGUCCUCUGGCAACCAGCAUCUACUAUCUACUCACGCCCGACGAACCCAAUGGCGUAUUUCACAUGAACAAAUCUGCAACCAUGCAUGUGCUCCACCAAGGUCGUGCAGAAUACGUUCUCAUCACUCCUGGAAGCCCUCCGCGAGUGGAGAAAAAGGUUAUGGGGCCGAACAUUCACUCGGGCGAGGUCCUCCAGCUACUCGUCCCUUCUGGGGUCUGGAAGAUGUCUCGCCUCCUUGCUGAUGACAUCUCUGCAUCAAAUGCUACUGGCUCACAAAGCGCUAGCACCCGGGACAGCGUCGGGUGUUUGAUUACUGAGGUUGUAUUUCCGGGAUUUGCAUGGGAAGACCAUUGUUUCUUGACAGAAGCUGGGCUCACGGCGUUGUGGGAUGGAGCGCAGGGUUGGGAGGAGUGGGUCGUGUACGUGAAGAAAUGA